AUGGUCUACCUCAAGCAUUGGUCCGAGUUCCACACACAGGCUCUAGAAUUGUACAGCAAGAACCCAAAUAGGACGCGCUACCUAGUCAAGACACAUCCAUCGAGACAAUGGCUCGUUCUCAAAGUGACUGAUGACUAUACAACCCUCAAGUACCGCUCCCGAAGCACCGUCAUUCUCAAUCGGUUUGACUCCUUCUCCCGUGAAAUCCAAACCCUCAUGUCCGGUUCGCGCUUCUCGAGCUCGACUUCUUCAACAAUAGCAAACACAGCCACAGCAGCAGCGGGAGCAGCGGUAGAAGAAGCCACUUCCCUGGCUCAGUCGGCCGUCGCGGCAGUGGAAGGAGCGACGGAGAGUGUGGUGGGGACACAACCGACGCAAACAGGAGGAGGAGGAGGUGGCGGUGGAGGACAGAGCAAAAACAAAAAGAAGAAGAAGGGUGGGAAGAAGUAGAUGGAUGGGGGAAAGGAAGGGAAGAGGCGGGAAGAGGUCAUGUGACCAAGAUGGUCGAACGGGAACGAUCAAGAUAGGGCACACCUACGAACAAACAGAAGACGAUGGUCAUAGACGUAACAUUGCGCAUGACAAGAGUCACCGAAAGCGGUGCAAAGCUCCUACAAUCCUGAUCCCGUCCGUGAUAUCGCACUGUCCACCUCGAGCUCACCUGAUGCUCAGCACCAAAGCACAGUCUAAGCGGCUUGCGACGCUUUGAAGGCCUUUCCUUCGGGAGUUGUGAGCCACCACUGCGAGAAUUAAAAGCCCAAAAAAAGUCAGCAUGAUGGUCUGCGUCAGAAGGAAUGCUGUCGACGCCUUUGCGGCAACUCACCUGGGCACUCCUCUUUACCCCCUCCUGCAGCCCUACCUUUGGCUCAUAUCCCAGCACUCUCCUCGCCUUUUCAAUGUUGUAGUACCUCGUCGUGGUAGCAAAAAUGGUCUUGAGCACCGUC
Molecule: messenger RNA, 944 nt
Organism: Microstroma glucosiphilum
Lineage: Eukaryota; Fungi; Basidiomycota; Exobasidiomycetes; Microstromatales; Microstromataceae
Product: signal recognition particle, SRP9/SRP14 subunit
Exons: 3
Coding region: 1-450 (149 amino acids)
Biological process (GO): SRP-dependent cotranslational protein targeting to membrane
Cellular component (GO): signal recognition particle, endoplasmic reticulum targeting
Molecular function (GO): 7S RNA binding
Source: RefSeq, a predicted model, not a curated record